GCGGCUUUUUCUUUUGGGGACAAGAAGGAUGAUAACACUUGGAUUUUGAUAUCGUCUUCCUCCCUGCCACAUUCUUUACUGUCGUUCAUUUUCUGCCUUUGCCAUUGUUGUCCUGGAGCUAAGAUCCGAGCAGUCAUACGAGACGAGACCGGCGGGGGAAUUCUAGUACCCCCCACGAGCUUUGCUUCCGUUGCGAGCCAUUGUAUUUCACAACACCGCCAUGAAUGGUAAUGGACAUGUGGUGAACGGCCAAACGGCUGUCAUGGCGAACGGAGUCCCGCGCACUCCUCCCUCAGACUGGGUUGUUCAAAAGUUCGGAGGUACAAGCGUGGGCAAAUUCGCCCACCAGAUUGUCGAGCAGGUCAUCCAGUAUGUCAUACUCUUUUCUCGCAUGACCUUUUCCCCCCAUGAAGGCAGCAUCAUUGCUAACUGUUAUUGUUUUACCUAGACCGAGCACCCUUACAAACCAUGUUGCUGUAGUAUGCUCUGCUCGAAGCAGUUCUUCAAAGGCGGACGGGACCACUAAUCGGUGAGUCAAACGCAAGACGCACCAGGAGAGAGGUGGUGUGACUCCAGGAACGAGCUGCUAAUAUGACAAUUCAAUGUAGGCUCCUACGGGCAGCACGAGAAGCAGAGAAUCCGCAAUCCUCACAAUACAAGACCCUCGUCGAUAUAGUACUGUCGGAACACAUAAGCGUCGCAAACGAUCUUAUCCACUCCACCGACCUGAGAUCCCAAUUGGUUUCCGAGUUUGAUGCGGAAUGCCAACGGGUAUUGAAAAUACUAGAAGCUGCUCAAACACUUGGAGAAGUUAGUAGCAGAUGCGUGGAUAUGGUCAUAAGUGCCGGCGAGAAACUAAGCUGCCGACUCAUGGCUGCAUUGUUAAACGACCGAGGAGUUGGUGCUGCCUACAUUGACUUGUCUGAUGCCAUAGACUUUGCUGCCGGCGUUCAAGUGUUGGAUCAGGAGUUCUAUGACCGUCUAGCCAAGCUCUUUGCCGAAAGAGUAAAUGCCUACCCUGGCAAAGUACCUGUACUCACUGGCUAUUUUGGCCUCGUUCCAGGAGGUCUCUUGGACAAGAUUGGGCGUGGAUAUACUGAUCUUUGUGCUGCAUUGGUAGCUGUUGGAUUGAAUGCCCAGGAAUUACAGGUCUGGAAGGAAGUGGAUGGAAUUUUCACUGCUGACCCUAGAAAGGUUCCCACGGCACGGCUACUCUCUGCUAUUACCCCGGCAGAAGCGGCUGAGCUUACCUUUUAUGGUUCGGAAGUUAUCCACCCUUUCACCAUGGAGCAGGUCAUCCGGGCCAAAAUACCUAUCAGAAUCAAAAACGUCAUGAAACCGAAGGGUAGCGGAACCAUAAUAUUCCCUGACUCACGCUCAGAACUAGAGCGAACCACACCCGGUCACGAUCCCAAGUUCUUCCGCACACGAGGCCCUCACUUUUGGGCUCACAGCGAAGGCCCUAAACGACCAACUGCCGUCACAGCAAAACAUAAAAUUUUGGUUAUCAACAUUCACUCUAAUAAACGAUCGCUCUCACAUGGAUUCUUUGCUGGGAUAUUUUCUGUCCUUGACAAGUGGAGACUAUCUAUCGACCUUAUCUCGACUAGCGAGGUACAUGUUUCCCUGGCUUUACAUUCGGAAUUACCUCUUCUCAAUGGUGUUGGCCGCGAUGAAUACCAAAUCAUCGACGAAGACCUUCGUGGGGCAAUCCAGGACUUGCGAAGAUAUGGAACGGUAGACAUUAUACCCGAGAUGGCCAUUUUGAGUCUUGUCGGACAGCAGAUGAAAAAUAUGGUUGGCGUAGCUGGUCGCAUGUUCUCCGUACUCGGAGAACACAAUGUGAAUAUCGAAAUGAUUUCACAAGGCGCCAGCGAAAUCAACAUAUCCUGCGUGAUAGAAGAACGUGAUGCCGACCGAGCCAUCAAUAUCCUUCACACCAAUCUCUUCACUUUCCUCGAAUAAUCUGGCCUCUACAGAAUAGGCUAUUUGCAUCAUCUCAAGCGAUAUUUCAUAUGCCUUUAAAAAAAUAUUGGCCAGUUU
Messenger RNA from Trichophyton rubrum CBS 118892, 2043 nucleotides. RefSeq lists its product as uncharacterized. Lineage: Eukaryota; Fungi; Ascomycota; Eurotiomycetes; Onygenales; Arthrodermataceae. The transcript is spliced from 2 exons. The record is from RefSeq and is a predicted model, not a curated record. Bases 592 to 1965 code for a protein of 457 amino acids. Gene Ontology annotation, molecular function: aspartate kinase activity.